AUGUCACAAGUUCGUGAAACAAAACCGCAUCGAAAAGAUAAAACGGCUGGCAACGUGCAUCAGACUGGCUCCACACAAAAAAAGCAUAGCUCUAAUCCGCAGCAAUCAUCGUCACCCCAAGCGGCUAAUCGCUUGCCAAAUAAAUCAAUCCGAUUCCACGUAUGCAAUCGGUUGAAAUCAGAAUCAAAUUAUAAAAUAAUUCAGAUGUUCGUCGAUGAUACAAUCGAGUCACUAAAAAAAGAAAUUAUUCGAGAGUUCUUCUUAUCAGGCACACAUGUAUCAACUUUAUGGAAAUGGGAACAUUCAUCAGGUUGGACGAAACUUAUAUAUGAUUCAAAAAAUGAGACACUUCUGCAACACGGCUUAACUGAUGAUUUCCGGAUUGGAUAUGAAGUAUCGACACAAACUUCUACCAAACAAAUACUUGGUCUACGCGGUCUUCCGAACAUAGGCAAUACCGGUUAUAUUAAUAACGCUAUACAAUGUUUGAGCAAUGUUCAAGAUUUAAAAGACUAUUUUCACAAAGUCGAUCGACCAAAUUUGAAUAAACAUACUCCACUUACAAUAGCUUUUCGUAAUCUUAUAAAGGAUAUUUGGUCAGAAGAAUACACAAAUUAUCCACCCAAUCCAACAGCAAUGCAAGAUUACAUGAGUCGAUUGUCAUCAAGGUUUGGCAAUAGUCGUCCACAAGAUUCACAUGAAUUCAUGAUUACAUUGAUAAAUGCAAUACACGAAGAAUUAAAAACUGAUGAAGGUCAUUCAAAAAUUCAAGAAUUAUUUCAUGGUGAAAUACAAUCAACUGUUACCUGUUCACAAUGCAAAAUUCCAUUUUAUUCCCAUGAUUUGAUUACAAGUCUUGCAUUACAAGUUCCCGAAGAGCAAUAUUCAUCCUCAUGUAACCAAUCAUCGUCAUCGGUUACGUUACGAGAUUGUAUUCAAACAUUAACAAAACGUCAAACGUACAGUAACGAGGAUCAGUGGUAUUGUAACAAUGUUGGUUGUGAGCGGUUCACAGAUGCAGACAGAAAACUCGAUAUAUGGAAAUUACCAAAAGUACUAAUUAUACAAUUGCAACGUUUUCGUUCAGAUCUUCGAACAGAUAGAAAAAUAGAAACAUUUAUUAACUAUCCGCGAAACAAUUUAGACUUAAACGAAUUUGUAGAAGGCCCCGAAAAAAAUAAGGGAAUUACAUAUGAAUUGAUAGGUGUUUCUAAUCAUUCGGGUAGCAUAUUUAGUGGUCAUUAUACAACAUAUGCAAGAAAUGAUGUAAAUGGCAAAUGGUACAAAUUCGAUGAUAGUACGGUAGAAGAAAUAGAUGAAGAUAAAGUAAUCAGUCAGAUGGCCUAUAUACUUAUUUAUCAACAAAAGCAAGACUGCAUUUCCGUCAUCGAUAAUGUGGUUCGAUUAAACGUGUAUCACAAGACUGCAACAGAGCCAAAUGCUAAAAUAAUUAAAAUGCCUAUUAAUGGUACAUUCGAGUUACUAAAAACCAACAUUAUUGCUGCCUUCUCAUUACCUUUCACAGUUGUAUCAACUUUAUGGAAAUGGGAACCUUCAUCAGGUUGGACGAAACUUAUAUAUGAUUCUAAAAAUGAGACACUUCUGCAGCACGGCUUAACUGAUGAUUUCCAGAUUGGAUAUGAAGUAUCGACACAAACUUCUACCAAACAAAUACUUGGUCUACGCGGUCUUCGGAACAUAGGCAAUACCUGUUAUAUUAAUAGUGCUAUACAAUGUUUGAGCAAUGUUCAAGAUUUAAAAGACUAUUUUCACAAAGUCUAUCGACCAAAUUUGAAUAAACAUACUCCACUUACAAUAGCUUUUCGUAAUCUUAUAAAGGAUAUUUGGUCAGAAGAAUACACAAAUUA
This is a messenger RNA of Rotaria sp. Silwood2, 1868 nucleotides long. Lineage: Eukaryota; Metazoa; Rotifera; Eurotatoria; Philodinida; Philodinidae. The record is from the annotation of a GenBank genome assembly.